Molecule: messenger RNA, 12551 nt
Organism: Spirometra erinaceieuropaei
Lineage: Eukaryota; Metazoa; Platyhelminthes; Cestoda; Diphyllobothriidea; Diphyllobothriidae
Source: the annotation of a GenBank genome assembly
AUGAAGACCGCAGUUGACUGGUACGGUAUAUGGCGAGACGUAUGCACAAAGGCCCUCCUACAAGAAGUAGGUCAACUCGGUGGGCCCGACAUCGAAGUCCAAGUCGACGAAACGAUGAUUUCGCGACGCAAAUACAAUGUGGGGCGACUGAAGAAGCAGAAUUGGAUUAUGGGUAAGUGAACAGUGCAUUGUCACUUCAUUUUAGGCAUGUAUGAUUCGGCCAAUAAGAAAGCCCUAUUCGAGCAAGUAAAUGAUAGCAGCUGGCCGUCCCUAAGGGCUGUCAUAAGGAAGUGGAUUGCGCCAGGCAGCGUGAUAGUCACUGAUGAAUGGAAAGGAUAUGCACGUUUGACGGAUGAAGGAUAUCGACAUUUAACGGUCAAUCAUUCCGUUAAUUUUGUCGACACUAUCAGUCGAAAGAACACGAACGCUAUCGAAGCCUACUGGAGUAGGCUGAAAGAAAAAUAACGUGAGCACGGUCCCAUCCGGGGAAGGAACAUCUGGGUUCAUGUAGACGAAGCCCAGUACCGCCUCUGGUAUGGCCUCAAGGCAGGCAAUUUGUCCCAAGCAUGGGAAUUGUUCUUAAAGCAUAUAGCCGACGCUUACCCGGUUGGUGACCGUACUUGUUCAGCGGAAGACGGAGCGCAGCUGACGCAAAGGUAAGCGUCGGCCACUGAUGACAUAACACAUUAUAUUAGUUAAAUGCAGACGCACGAAGUGUCACCGCAACACAAAACCUAAACGAUGAGCAACCCAGAAGGAAGCACGCAAUCAAGAGAACCCAACGGAAGCGAAAUGAUAUGACAGCCCUUUUUGUGUCAAUAGUGAAUGCAUCUGUAUUUUGAUUACUGGCCUACCCUCAUAAACCAUGGUCAAUGGACUAGGCUGCGGCGACAAAGUGCGAAAAACUUGAUGACGCAGUAGCCAAAUAGGUGGACCGCCUGCCUCGCUGCUAACGGACUAAACGAAACACCUGAAGUGAGGGAUCGGAAGAGGAGUUCACUUGACAGGGAAAACCGCAUGCUAACCCUGCACACGCAUUUGAGGCAGUGCGCGCACGCAACUGACAAGGCGGUUGAAGUGAAGAAGAAAGUCAUCCUGACUGGGCGUCUGCGUAUUCACCCCCGGACAUAAUGCCAACCGCAAUAAAGCUAUAGAUAGUAGGUACCGGUAAGGCAGUGCUCGCAUGCAACUGGAAUCAUAAGAAGCACGGUAAAUCGCAAUCCGCCUGGAAUAAAACUGUUGCCUUUUACUAAGGAUUUCCGUGUGGGGGGUGCAAUACAAUGAAUCUAUAUGGACAUUCUUGCAGCACCACGUUCGCGGGGUGGUUGAAGUUACGAAGGAAGUCAACCAUGACAGGGCCUCUGCGCGUUCACCAGAAGGAAGUCAUCCUGACAAGUCGAUCUGCGCGUUCACUAUAACACAUGAUGAGGACGUAAGCACGGCUAGGCAUGCAAUUUGAGCCAUAAUGGGAAGCAUCAUCAAUCGUAAUCCGCCUAGAAUAAGCCCCUCGCCUUUUACUAAAGAUUUCCGUGUGGGGGGGGUGCAAUACAAUGAAUCUAUAUAGACAUUCUUGCAGCACCACGUUCUCGGGGCGGUUGAAGUUACGAAGGAAGUCAUCCUGACAGGGCCUCUGCGCGUUCACCUUUAACACACAAUGGGGACGUAAUCACGGCUACUGAAAUCAAGCCAGUAGCUACAAUUGUAGAAACCGGGCGCAAGGCUACCAACUACCCUCCUACCGACUGAGAUGUCCAUUGCUGGUUUAUAAGAUGUCAUCAGCCAACCAUAUUCACCCCAAGUUUUGCAAGCCCUGAGGCUUGAACCUCAGACCUGCUUGUUUAAAGUUAAACGUCUUAACCUCUAGGUGUUUGUUUCGAUCGUCUAUUUUCCGUGCUUAUUCAACAACAGGGCAUUUAAGACGGGUUAGAAUGCCAAUUUGCCUCUUAGUCCAUUUUCAUGUAUUCAUGAAAACACUAUGAUAAAAUCUCUUCGCGGAACAUACCCAAUCCUUCACCUAAUAAGUGUAUCGUAACCUAUGAAUCACCCAUGAGUUGGUAGUCAGAAGAAGUUAAGAUCAUGAUCCCGUUCCAGGUAGUUUGCAUAUAACACCAAGGGCGAAUCAUGCGAUUCCGAGGAAUGCCUGUCUGUACAGACUGUCCCACUCUGUGAUCAUCAGAUAUCAUGCAUCUGCAAACGCAUAACAUGGAGUGAAAUUAAUUACAAUUAUUAUUCGCGUAAGUUAAGGGUCAAUUUAAAUGACUUCCACGAAGUCUGAGGCCACAUUUUCCUUUCACCCGUCGCAAGCAUUUCGCUAGACAGCGGAUACUGUGUGAAUUCUAACUAUACCCAUGACACGCGGAGUUUUGCUCUCCAAACGUAGGCUUCCUGAAUAAAACAGAUCAGAGUACCGUUAUUUAAGUUCGUCUGGCUUAGGCUCUAUGUUGGAGAGCAAAACUCGACGUGUCAUUGCGCGACGAUUCAUAAUCCUUCAACUUCUGUCGUCACAAUUUACUACACUAAUUUUAACUCGUCUUAUAUUGCUCCUCUACAAAUACAGUCUGAUUAAUUCCGGCCGUUUGGCCAGCUUAAGGUUUCCUGUAUUUCAUCUUUAUUUCUUUUAUGUGCGGCAUGUAACCAAUAAAAUUCCGCUAUAAAUAUCUGGAUUUGGUUUCUCCCAUUUUCCAGAAUAUACGAGCAUUACCGAAGCCUGACCGUUUUGUCUCCGAGUCGGAUAUACAAAACUGUGAGCGUGCGCUAAGUGAAUAAGGCCAGUUACAUUCCUUUCGGUUUUUGCACUCACAAAUGGAGGUGAAUACCUCCCCGAACAUACUUAAGGCCUUUUUUUCAGAAGGCGGCGAGCAUGACAUACGAGAGGUGGAAACUUUUCAGGACAAAUUUGGCUAUCAACUUUAGUAGAAUAUGCGGCAAUUUUGACCAGUGGACGAACUUUUUGCAUCAGUCGGCAUAUGUAAAUGUCGUUGUGAUUUUGUCCGGCGAGAUAUUGCAGUCCAUUAAGAAAUCAUUCCAAUAAAGUCUACGCAUGUUCAAAUGCUACAAAGAAUCACGGCAAGCACGGGUAGGUGAUCUAGGGAUGCGAGCUUAUAGCACAAAUUUCAGGUAUAAGCGGAAUGUUACCAGGGUCUACAAAAUAACACCAUCUUGUCAUAGGCUUUGUGGAAACAGACCCUCCCAGGUUAUCCUGUAAGCAAACAUAAAUAUUUUACUUACUUUCGCAGACAGGAGGACUAUUUAAAACGUUGUUGUUAUUCCUUUGGAUGCUUGCGUCUAAAGAAAUCAGGGUAGAGAAACCAUGAUCAGGUAGAUCGGUGAAGUUUCUGUGCGUUCAAUGGUGAUAGGCAGAAACCGAUAAAACCCAAUGAAAAAUAUAACACACGCUUCAUCCCGCCAAAGUAAACACGCUACUGAUAUGGUUGAAGUGGCACCAUUGCAUUCGUAGGAAUUACAGAGGCGGAAGUGGAACCAAGACCUCCUCAACGUGUAAAACAAGAGGUGAUAAUACACAACAGUACGGCUAUCGUGACCGACGAUGUCCACCGUGUGCACUCCAGCAGGGGAGAGCAGAGAUGGUGAUUUGCGGCUGAUUUCUUCUUUAGUAAUUGGAAAUUUGUGUUCCAUCUGCCGCAUUCUCUCCUUUCUCGCCAGGAUCCGAUGCCAAGAUAGAGUAAAAAAGACCGGAGGCCGAAGAGGGCGCAGGUGGCUGACACGACGAAAAAACGCACAUAGGCGUACUAAUACACUGUCUUGUCCACAAAGAACAAUGACCAGGAUUUCAUACUGAGAAAAGAAAGGGCCACGGCUCGGAUCUCAACUGGCGUGGCGUAAACGUGAACCUGGGCUUGCUGCCACACCCUCAUUGUUGACACUCGUCACUAUUUCACUCGACUACCCGCUAGAUCUUGAUGUCACUUCAAAACAUUACCCGCCUGCAAUCUAAUAUUGAUAUAUUAUUCGUGAUAUACGGCAAGAAAAGUAAAAUUUCAAAAAACAGAGGUCUGGUGAAUUCUGCUUACACACAAAACAGACAGUGAUUACGCCUUUUCCACUCGCGUAGACUGCGAUCGGCUCGUCAAGUGGCCGCCAUCGGGUUGCAAAAACCAAUUUUGCGCGCAUAGGAGAACCACAUUCAGGCUCCGCACCUACCGUGGUCGAAGGUCGACUAACUCUGCAACUCUUCGCGCCCUUCCGCUCUCACCACGGCCCUGGUAUUGAUUGCUUUUACCCCCCACCCCUACAUUCCCACGCCCCACCUGUCUUUGAAGGCGAACUUUAAUCCAUUUCUCUUAUCACUAACGCGUUUUUACUUACCCCGUUCACACUUAAAGGUACUGGCUUGACGAGAAUUUAUCGAAAGCAAAUGUAUGCUCGCCAACUGGUAUUCUGAAUAAUAUUUCCACUGAAUAAUAUUGGCUGGAACAUAGGAAUGAGAGUUCCGACGGACCGGGGAUAUUAACAGUUUCAUUCUUAGGUGCUCGGAGAGUACCAUUCCUGCAAAGUGAGCACUUAAUUAGAUAGCGGAAAUACGAGGAGGUACCCAGAAAACGAAAAUUAUUGACUGUAUGCAGUUGGAUUGUCAUGCUGCCCUCGCCCGGCAGGUACCUUUAUAAGUCCUCUUCCUGCUCGGUUGGCCAAGCAGCGUUCUUGAGAAGGCCUCGCUGUGGAUAGAGUGAUUGUUUUAUUAAACCCCCUGCCAACGUUCUCGGCGACUUUGCGAUGGCAAACCUUAAGGGAAGACGCGACAACGUCAAAUCCUGCUUCCUGUCCAAGAUGGCUUGUUUUUCGACACCAAAGGAGCCGAUCACGUUGAAGUUGAUCUUAGUGGCAUCACAGUAGAUCAACAUUAUUAUCUGCGAAUGCUGAAAUAAUUGCAUAAGGCGGUGAGAAGAACGAUUGGACUUGCGGCGAUAGGAGGAUUGACUGCUUCAUCAUAACGGCGCGCCAGCCCACACAGCGUUCAAAAUCGACACGCUUUUGACGACAAACGGCAUAUAACCCUUUUUCAUCCACUCCUCCCCCCAACUGCGCCCGGCCUAGCCCUUUGCGACUACUUAUUCUCAACAACGAAGAUAAACCUAAAAGGAAAGCGUUUUCAAAAAGAAGAAGAUAUUUUACAAACUUAUUGGGGGAAACUUAUGAUCAUUAGUUCAGGAUAAUGUAAAAAAUGGUUCAAGAUGGGAAGAACCAUUUGAGCCAAGUACAUAUCAUCUAAUGGAUGGUGUUUUGAGGGGGAUUUAUGUUUUAAAGAUGUUAUACUACGUAAAAAAAUCAAAUAGUCCUCGUUCCUUCGGGUAACACAUCUAAUGCACAACAUCGACUUUGAUGUCUGUUUGGGUAAACAGUUGUACAGUGGAAUUUUGAAAAAGAGUUCAUAAAAUAGGAAAAAUAUUUCGGUGUCCGCCGGAGGUUUGGUAUUUUAUGUGCAAUACUUAUGGUAUUAAUAUCAAGAAAAGUGGCGCUGUAAAAGAGGGAUAUACUUAGAAAAUGAAUUUUUGAGCAGCGGUGAUUGUGAGAGCUGUCAAUUACAGUGCGCAUACGGUCUCACUGCAGCCACGUGCUAUAAAUACUGCACUCCUUGUGCCAUCAUCACCUUUUUCUGUGAAUGUCUCUGAUGAUAGAUUCCAGCGAGAAUCCGAAACGUCGGACCAAUAAAUUUCUUGUUCCAAUGAUCGCAUCGUCGUCUUCCGAACUGCCAACUGGAACUCGCCUAUUCGCUUCUAUCAGCAAUAUUCCUACUGCGAAAGUCGAUGCUUAUCAAAGGGGAACAGUCGAAUUGCCCUUAGCAAACUACCACGGUGUCGAAAGUCAAACUAUCCACUGGAAAUGAAAUUUACGUUGUGAAUGCGCGAUGGCUAUACGUAACAGUUCUUCGACAUAAGCGUUGACAUUCGAUUUCGCCAUUGUACGGAUGGUGACUCAGGUAGUUAAUAUUAGCAAAAUCCGGUUUAUCUUCCUAUGUAACCCAGCAGCUGUCUAUGGAGAAUGCAAAAUACCCACUGCAGGUCGCAUCUUAUAUUACUAUGCUAAAGGCAAAACAAGAUUGGCUGGAUGAGUAUAUUUAUAUACGGCAAAUCCCUUUAAACCAUCCACUACAUUUGUCGCCCCUCGUUGUACACAGUGAAUAUGUUAAUAUUCUCUUUAUCCAGGAGAUGCAAGCUAGCCUUCCGUUUUUGACAUAGGGCCCAACAAACGCCUUAAAUGGCUGGUGUAAGAUUUUGAGAAAGUAUGCGGAUACGGACCUGAUCCAGCGUAUUAUUCGGAUUUUUUCUGAACCGCUUUUUAUAGUAUUAUGACGAAAUCAGACUUUCAGUCAUCCAAGAGACCAUCUAUUUUUUCUCUGCAGUGUAUUUCUGAGGGUAACAGAAGUUCAACUGAAAGCUUUUUUAUACUUCCGCAAUUUAUGGGCAUCUAUACAAUGUUUCUAAAGAAAUUGCCUAGAAGAAAACAACAUUCACCCAGACGAGGGUAUGGUUUAUGGCCGGGGUUACUUACUCUGAGGAGCGACAUUUACUUCUACGUACCAGAUAAUGAAAUAAAAAGACAUCGCGAUGGCUGUUACUUCGAUAAGAUUACCGUGGCCUCUCAAACGGGCUACGUGGUAGAUGCGUUGGCCGAACACGGUGGCCAUAUCGGAUUCUGGGGGGCGUUAUCAAAUUGCGCACCAUAACAAAUGCCAACAUUUCUGGCUGCGAUGGCAGACCCGGUUGCCGGCGGACGUGGUGCAAACUGGCGCCCCUCCCGCCUUCCUUAUUGUUGUAGUUUUGGUCAAAAACGUGGUAAUCUGUUGUGUGUACCGGAACGUGUGGUGUGGAGCGCGAAGAUGCGGGCCCGACCGUGCCAUCCACUUGCACCCUCCCCAGAAUCCGAUCUUUUCGUCUGUAUUGACACGGGGUCCAGGUGGGGGACGAGGAAAGAGUGAAGUAGAUGCUGUGCAAGUCUACCAUCACUAUAAACUAAUUCACGUACAAAUCAUCAUCCUUGUUUCACUAUGUUGUGGAGUACAUGGCGGAAAUCGUCGGAAACGACGGCCGAACUGUCGUCUGUAACACAAAACGAAAAGAUUAAAGCACUUCACUAUUUCAUGGUAAGAUUGGAGUUCUGGACCUUUUCCUCGAACCAUGCUCUUUCUGCACUCAUGCGGUAAUCUAACUAAGAACACACGAAGUUGCCGCACACUUUCAUCGAGAGUUGAAACGUCUGUUCAUACCGUACGUUACCCUCAGAACUUUUUUCGCAGCCAUUUUGCAUUGCAAUAAUGGUUUAAAGUUUCUCUGUAUCUAGGAACCAAAAUUCUUUUGCGAACAUGCCGUAGAAAGUUGUGUGUCUUUCAAGCAGUCUAUGCUCAUGAUAUUGUCCAGGUGGUAGUUGGAGGCAGAUGCAGAACGGUAUCUGCUUUUGAAUUCAACCCAAGUUGUGUGAUCAGCCAGAGUCUAUGGUCACUUGAGCUUUAAAUGACUUUCCAAAAUCCAACCUCUGCAAAAGCCCUGGCCUUACACAGUGGAGUUCAAGAAGGAUGCCAUUAGCAUUGCCAUGAUGGGGGUAAAUGCAUCCAUGUUAAGCAAUGAUGGGCAUUACUGCCACUGGGCCUUCCAAAUCUUUCGGUCGUACAAAGUAGCUGCUGGUCCAGAGUUUCCAUACGAAACAGGACCUCUUUGCUCGUCAGUUAUACCUUUCAUUCACCCAAUAACAGUAAGGACAUAAAGUACUGUCUUUCACAACAUUUCACGUCGCGACCGAUUUUGAGUACUAGUUAGCUGAAAGUGACUUCGAUCUUCCUGAAGUCUGCUGACUUAGACCUUUAAACCCUAGAAUGUUCUCGACCUUUCUCGAAGCCAUUGAUGUCGGCAUGUGGGAUAAGGUUGUCGAUUUCUCCACUAAUGGACGAAGCUUAGAUUAUCUUAUUUUUUGUGAAGGCUGCUUACCUUUGUCAGUAUCAUCUACAGGCCCACUCGAGGGUUCUAACCACGACAUUGCUGUGUCUUCAUUAUAGCUGACUGUAUAUGGCAUUUCCCGUGGAUGAUCCAUUUUUUUUCGAUUUUCGACCGGCCCGUUUGAAAGAAUUGUUUGCAGAUCUCGGUUCUCUUGACUGGGCUGAAUUCUCCUUAUGAUCGGGUGUAAAUGGUUGCAUUGUUCAAAGUUAAGAUGUUUUGAAACCGCGUAACACUGGUUUUGUUCCUGUAUGUGAUGUCAUAGGUGAGUUCUUUCUUUCUCUAUCCUUUCGUUGUAGAAUACGAAUGUCCACCCGUGUUUUCCAUCUGGUAAACGCCAUUCCAAUUUUGCUCUUCAUUCUCACUGUUCUAAGCGAGCUAAUAAACUGUCUAAAGAAAAACGGCUAGCUUCUUGUUUUUUCUUCUAUUUUUAUAUUUAUCCCCGACUCAUCGUUCAUACCAACCUCGACUAAAACGUUUUCAUAUGCAGACAACUUAAAACUCGCGUAUCCUUAUAAUCUGCAUGUAGCAGCCGGCAUGCAGAGAAUAAUGAAGUUUCGUCCUAAAAAUCUUAGUGGACGAAGUAUUCAAUGGCAAGUGCCAUUUUCACCGACAAAAUUUUAUCCCCUGAUUUUUUGGCCACAGAAAUUUCCCAAUACAUUUCCAUGGUCAAAAAAUAAAAAGAAAUCAUCAAUAAAAGACUUAGGUCUGAUCUAUAGAAGUACACUUCAAUUAUUCGCCCACAACAGAAAGUUUUAUCGAAAGCUUGUGUGGAUCGUUCUGUAAAAAGUUCAUCUUAAAUACACUAAAGAAACAAUUUCAUAAAUCGCACUCUGUACAUUCCCUAGACUGCUGCUCAUUUUCCUUGGCAUAAUGCCAUCAUAGUGCUGAAAGAACCUAGAAGACAUUCAGAUACGCUUUGCUAACUUUUAUUCUAAACAUGAUGGUCCCCUAAUGGUUAUACAAUGAAUUGCAUAAAAAAUAUGGUUUCACGCGCCGCAAUCAGUAAGCACGUUCACUAAUAUUGAGCUUAGACGCCUGACGGAGAAAUGAAGGUCAGCUGCAUAACCUACGUGUUGUAAUCGAGUACACCGGGAAAUGACCUACCUCCGAUAGGAUCAUUCAUGAAGGCGCUGGCAGUCACUUCGGAGAAAACAGUGCCUAGUCAACCAUAAUGAUGUACAGCAACUAAAGGUAAAUGUGGCCGGCAGUCUCAGAGCAAUACAGGAGAUCACCAUCCCUGCCAAGGAGAGAAACGUUCUUCCGCAUCUGUCACUGUGCGUCUUCUAGACAUCCAAUAAAUUCAUUGGUCUGCUGACUACCCAAUUCGACUUUACACAGGUAGUUGUAUGCAAAUAUACUUAUUCACGUAUCUGCCUAUAAUGGUUUCUGGGUGAAACGCCCUUCUGUCGUUGGAUGGUGAACAUCAAAAGAAUUUGCCAAGAAUCUCCUGACUAAUCUACACGACUGCCUAGUGCCCUAGUUGCUGUUGGGGAGGAUUCACCGAAAAGCGAUCGUUCGUUUGCUGCCCCCUGCUCGGUGUCAAAUUUUGAUAUUCACACUUACAGAUGUUUUCUCGGCUAAGCGCCGGAUUUAGGCAGUUCGUAAAACGGCCAGUGGGUGGUUUAACGAAACUAAACACAUGUGCGCCGGUGGAUCUGAACGUCAGGAGACUGCCAAAAAGUUAAAACAGUCGCUUUGAUUUAUACCUAAACUUCAGCUUCUGGGAUCCACCAUCCAUGCCACGUUUUGCCCACCUUUGUCUCCCUCAGAUGAUACGUCAGUUAGGCUAAGAAGCCUACCACAAUUUCUCUUUAUCUAACCAAUUUAAUAUCUGUUAUUAUUUUAGCAGCAUUGGACUGAAAUGAACAUUAUCGAAAGAUUUAACUACUUAGGUAGUAUUAAGUUAUCGCCCUUAUUUUAGAUAGAUUGUCUACUGAUUAUUUUUAAAACCCUAACUGAGCUAAGUGUGACCUACGACAAGUUCCUUUCGUUUGCAGGAACCUGGCGAAGCGACCAAAUGGGUCCCUUUAAAGGAACAACUUCCUGGACUACUUGCUUGUACAUGUGACACUUGCGAAUGUCUUUACCGUGCGUUUAAUAUUUUGCGAUUUAUCGGUAAAACCUCCUGCCGCACUGAAUCCUAUCAAGUGUUCUAUGUCGAUAUCAUAAGUAAACUAAAAGCAAACUAGGAGUGGCGCACCACCACUGACUUUUUUCGGUGAAGGGGCUAGAGAGUGUCACAUCUGCCCAUGCCGCUCCAUAGUCCUACCUAGUAGCCCCCAUUAUCCCCUCAGGGCGGGGUUAGUGCUUACAAGGCAUUUACAGUUUUCACUUGUCGGUUCAUUUAAGUCCAAUUAACCAACAAAACACACUACUGAACGAUGCAGUUGGAUUUAGGAAACGAAUGCUCUGGCAAAUAACCAGAGACCCAACACGCUCAUCGCAGGUGAUUAUACCUUCGGCCAAAAUCAACAUUCCCAUGGUCCAAGGCAGGCAGAAUAUACUUGAGCCCAAAACGGCUUAGCACGUAACACUAGACCUUACAAUAAAUAGAACACAAAAGUGCAUGAAGUCAGUGGAAACCGGAAUGGAUAAGUUAAUUUUAAGGCUCUUUGCUCUGACGACCCUCUGCGAGAAGACGUUCCGUCGGACGUAUUUAUGAAAGGACUUCUCUGCAGUUUAAAAGAAUGACCAAACAUAUGGUCCGUCUCGACCAGUUUGAAGAAAUCAUCAGAUUGUCUGUAACUGAUAGGGAAAAUUAUAAUCAGCCAGUCUGGCAUCGUCAGGCAGCCGAUAAAGAUUCUUCUCCAUCUUCGUAGCACUCGCCUGAACUCGCUCCAGCUGCUAAUAACCCUUCCGAAACCAUGGACGCCAAGCCUAAAAGCCUACUUCAGGCGAGACCAAAUAAUUUUUUGGUAAUUUUUUUGAACAUCUUCUAAUCAAUUUGCACAUAUCCUCCUAUCAGUGAUAUUAACACCCGUGUUGCGCGUUCAGCUGCAUCUAGGCACUGUGGCGAUGAUUUUCCCAGUUCUUUUACACCACAUUCUGGUCGAUUUUAUCCACCUUUUGCGUAGCUUAUUUUCUCAACAAAUGGCUUCUUUUUAUGCAUCCUUUUGACGCUGUUCUUCUUUUGCAAAUGCGCCAUACGCAGACUAUUCUAUUUCUGCCAAACGCCUUGUGGCCCCAACUGAACUUUAAACAUGUACCCAUCUGUGUAAAAAUAUUAGAAAAGCAAAAGGUCAACAAAUGCCCUGCUAAAUUAAGAAGUCAGCCUAGAUUUCCUUCGUCUUUCGACGGCUUAUUUUACUGCGCUGGAAUUCAAGUAAAAGAAAGGAAUAUCCCGCUUUCUGGUUGUCGGCGUUCGUUCGCCACUCCACUGCACCCUGUCACUUCGGGUAGUAACGAAAUCGUAGCUCUUUACUGAUAUAGAUACGUCAUGUUUUUAAUAUGUGGUGAUAUUCUAGUGGGAAGGCAAGUCGUAUACAUAUGGGACAAUUUUCCGCGUGCGCGGUAGCAGCAAGUUUAGUAUAUUUGAGGAAAACGUAGGUGUUGAACUCUUGAACUCGCUGUUUUUUACAAGGAAGCGAGUUAUAUCAAAAAACGAAAACAUCAAACAGCUACGGAAACUUUUUCUUAACCGGACAGAUGGACAAAUUGUUCAAGUGUUAAAUGAAUAAACAUUGUAGCGUCUAAUAGUCAGUCUGUGCACAAUUGCACCUUAGAAUUCCAAUAUCUGUGUGCCAUGUAUUGAGAAAUAAAAACUCAUUUUGUCGGUAGACCUCAGGGGACAGCUUGUGUCUUGAGGGUUUCAGCCAAAAAUGGCAGCAUUGUUCCCCGUAUCUACGUUUGCGCAGGCAGAUUUCUCUACAUUUUGAAAGUCCUGCUACUCCUUGGGUGGAACAUUAGGCCUGUGUAGAGAUACGCAGAUUCCCUCAGUUCGCCCUUAUUUCGCUCCGCUUUCCCGGCUGUUCCUCGUCCGGACGCUACUAAGCGUUAAUCUGGCGCUGGCUUUCGCACGAUACCCAUUCGACAUCUUGCGGAGUAUCCUCUGUCACUAUCUACAAGAUCUUUACCCAAUAUUUCCUGCUCAACUUUAUGACUUUUGUCCAUCAUGCGACAUUUGUUCUUUCGGUUUUUAGUGGUUAUUGAGAUCUUUAUUUCUCCGGGCUUCUUGUACUUCUCUGCUAUGCAGCCCUUGCACAACGCGUCACUUCUCGACUUUCGCUCAUACUUUUUUACGUGAUCUCUAGCCGUCUGUUGACUUUUGCACCUCCUAUUGUCUAAUCAACGUUAGCUGAAUUUUUCGACUUGCCUCUGUUGUCCUAGAAUACACAUCCCCACGUAGACACCACAACCGCUGUCUCCAAAUCCUGACCGAAUUGACAUUAGGAACUUACUAAAUUUACCCUCUGCAAACGAUAAUCUGACCUUUUCUAUCGGUUCUACUGCGACCUUUACCCUCAUGGGGUCAAAAUGUGCAUCCCACUGUCUUGUUAUUUUCGUCGUUUUCAUUGUUUUGCAGAAUAUCAAACACUUAUCAACUCAAGCCGUUUUUUGCUCUUUUUAGGUCGGAGGGACCUGGCGCCGCACCUGGGAUUUCUUUGA